Molecule: messenger RNA, 2535 nt
Organism: Aspergillus homomorphus CBS 101889
Lineage: Eukaryota; Fungi; Ascomycota; Eurotiomycetes; Eurotiales; Aspergillaceae
Product: mRNA-binding ribosome synthesis protein NOC2
Exons: 1
Coding region: 77-2446 (789 amino acids)
Biological process (GO): ribosomal large subunit biogenesis
Cellular component (GO): nucleolus; Noc2p-Noc3p complex; Noc1p-Noc2p complex
Source: RefSeq, a predicted model, not a curated record
CAUCGUCUCUUUUUUUCUCCCCCCAAUUCAUACCGACUUCUCUCUCCGCAAAUUUGCGAAGAGACAAUCCGGCACAAUGGCUGGAAGUCAGAAAAAGUCCACCAAGAAGUUCGAGAAGAAGCAUUUGAAGGAUGUUCUCGAGCGUCGGAAGGAAACCGCCAAGAUCAAGCAGCGCAACCAUCUGAAGGAGAAGCGUAAGGCCGACAAUGCUAAACAGAGAGCGGAGCGGGAUGAAGAUGCGGAGGAGAGCCCCGAGCAGGUUCAGAAGCAGAACGCUUUCGCGGAAAUGAACGUCGACGACUUCUUCGCGGGCGGAUUCGACAUCCCCGAUUCAGCAGCUGAGCUGAGCAAGAAGGGCCGCAAGAAGGCCGUCACCACCAAGAUCGGCAAGCGCAAGCGCUCGGACGAACAGAAGGACGACGAGGAGGAGGAGGCUGCUUCCAGCGGUGCAGAGGAAGUCGGUAGCGGCCCGGACGACUUCGAGGCGCACAAGGACCAGCUGGAGGCAUUGAAGGAGAAGGACCCGGAGUUCUACAAAUACCUGAAGGAGAACGACGCCGAGCUGCUUGACUUCGAAGACCACGGAGACCUGGCCGAGGUCGACCAGCUGAGCGAGGGAGAGGAGGAGGAAGGACCGGCCAAGAAGAAGAAGAAGGGUUCCAAGGCCAAGGCGGAGGAUGAAGAGGAGGAGGCACCGGACAACACGCUCACCAUCGAGAUGGUCCAGAAGUGGCAGAAGCUGAUGGAGGAGCAGCACUCAAUCCGCGCGAUGCGCCAGGCCGUCCUGGCGUUCCGCGCGGCGGCUUACGUCAACCAGGGCGACGCACAGGAGCAGAAGUACACGAUCUCCGACUCGAACGUUUAUCACCAAGUGCUCGUCACGGCACUCGGUCACAUUCCCCGGGUGCUGUCGCACCACCUGCCCGUCAAGGAGAGCGCGUCCGGCAAGGUGCGGGUGUCGAUGGACUCGAAGAAGUUCAAGACGCUCACGCCGCUGAUCAAGUCGCACACCUCGUCGGUGCACCAACUGCUGACCAACCUGUCGGACGAACAGACGCUGAAGCUCACCCUCUCCUCGAUCGAACCCAUGCUCCCCUACCUCCUCCAGUUCCGCAAGCUCCUGAAGGUGCUCAUCAAGACGAUCGUCAGCAUCUGGGCGGACGUGUCAACAACCGAGGCGACGCGUAUCACAGCCUUCCUCAUCCUGCGACGACUGAUGGUGAUCGGCGACGCAGGCCUGAAGGAAGCGGUGCUGAAAGCCACAUACGAAGGCGUAGUCAAGGGCAGCCGCAACACGACCGUGCACACCCUGGCGGGCGUGAACCUGAUGAAGAACUCAGCGGUCGAGCUCUGGGGCAUCGACCAGAACGUGUCCUACACGACAGGGUUCAGCUUCAUCCGCCAACUGGCCAUGCACCUACGCAGCAGCAUCACCAACACAUCAAAGGACAGCUACAAAACCGUCUACAACUGGCAAUACGUGCACUCCCUAGACUUCUGGUCGCGAGUCCUCUCGCAGCACUGCGACGCGCUCGUGGAAGCACAAGCAGGCAAACCGUCCGCGCUACGACCACUGAUCUACCCAGUGGUGCAAAUCACACUGGGAGCGAUGCGCCUGAUCCCGACAGCGCAGUACCUGCCCUUGCGCUUCCAACUGACACGGGCACUGCUGCGCAUCUCGCGCACCACAGGCACCUACAUCCCGCUGGCGGCGGCGCUGCUGGAGGUGCUGAACCUAGCGGAGAUGCGCAAGGCGCCCAAGACCAGCACGCUGCGGCAGCUGGACUUCGCGACGGCGAUUCGCGCGCCCAAGUCGUACCUGCGCACGCGCGUCUACCAGGACGGCGUGGGCGAGCAGGUCGCCGAGUUGCUGGCCGAGUUCUUCGUCCUCUGGACCAAGCACAUCGCCUUCCCCGAGCUGAGCGUCCCCAUCGUCGUCGCCCUCAAGCGCUGGCUCAAGACCGCCUCCGCCCGCGGCCCCGCCGGCAACAAGAACACAAAGAUCAACCAGAUGCUCCUCCUGCUCGUCCAGAAGGUCGAGGCUAACGCCCGCUGGAUCGAGGACAAGCGUCUCGCUGUCACUUUCACCCCGCGCAACCGCGCUGACGUCGAGUCCUUCCUUAAGGAUGUUGACUGGGAGAGCUCCCCGCUCGGCGCCUUCGUCAAGUCCCAGCGGAAGCUCCGCGAGGAGAAGGCUGCGCUGCUUGAGAAGGGCCGUCUCGAGGAGGAGAAGCGCCGCGCUGAGGAGAAGGCUGAGGCUGCUAGGGAGGCUGCUAUGGAUGAUGCUAUCCGUGAGAGCGAUGAAAGUAGUGAUGAUGAUGACGAUGAGGAGGAGGUUGAUGGGGCUGGUGCCUCAUCGGAUGAGGAUGGAAGUGAGGAGGAGGAGGAGGAAGAAGAAGAGGAAGAGGACGAGGAUGAAAUGGAGUUCGAAGAGGAGGAGGAUUAGAUUAGACCAGGCCCGAGCUUUUCUUAAUGUCCUUUUGUCUUAUACCUUAUACUCUAUGUAGCUAUCGGGAUCACCACCGCGUUCAGUCC